Molecule: messenger RNA, 1019 nt
Organism: Pogona vitticeps (central bearded dragon)
Lineage: Eukaryota; Metazoa; Chordata; Lepidosauria; Squamata; Agamidae
Source: RefSeq, a predicted model, not a curated record
GCGUUUCUCCAGACGCCCGGGAAGUCUUUCCGCGCAAGGGCAGAGGCUGGAACCGGCGUCUCAUCUCCGAGACCUUCACGAGGGUUUCAGAGGACGUAGAACUGCGCAUGCGUUAGACGAAGGGGGAGCGCUGGCAGCGCAAGCGCAUCCGAGGGUUUUGAAGCCGAGCGAGGAGAGGCGGUCGAAUGUGCGCUUGCGCCGUGUUGCUCCCCCGGCAGAGGGUCAGGUUGGUCCUUGAGUUUCCCUUCAUCACACGUUGUUGUUCCCUUGGUGGCAUCGCUGAAUAGGGAGCCUGGUUUCAAAUUGAAAAUGCCUAUCCUGUGGAUCGUACGGCAAGCUUCCCGAACAGGGGCUCCAGUGUGCCUGAACCUUGCCCGAUGCCUCAGCAACACAACCCCUGUAGCUUCCUACAAAUAUGUAAACCUAAAGGAGGAACCAACAGACUUUAAGUCGGCGACUGACAAGGCUGCAGAGACCCUCCUCUGGACAGAACUUAUCCGAGGCUUCACUGUGGCUGUAAGCUACAUAUUUAAGGAGACUGCCACUAUCAACUACCCUUUUGAGAAGGGUCCCCUGAGUCCCCGCUUCCGUGGGGAACAUGCCCUGCGCAGAUACCCAUCUGGAGAAGAGAGAUGCAUUGCCUGCAAGCUGUGUGAAGCAGUAUGCCCUGCUCAGGCAAUUACUAUUGAGGCUGAGCCCCGUGCUGACGGCAGCCGUAGGACUACGCGUUAUGACAUUGACAUGACCAAGUGCAUCUAUUGCGGAUUCUGCCAGGAAGCCUGUCCUGUUGACGCCAUUGUGGAGGGUCCCAAUUUUGAAUAUUCAACUGAGACACACGAAGAACUUCUGUACAACAAAGAGAAGCUGCUCAAUAAUGGUGACAAGUGGGAAGCAGAGAUUGCUGCUAACAUACAAGCUGACUAUUUGUACCGAUGAUGGAGUACUUAUUUCACCCAUCCCACAUUCUCACCAGCCAGCUGAACUGAAACCAAGCCUGCAAUAAAGGGCAUGCACUCAUU